This is a messenger RNA of Hyposmocoma kahamanoa, 462 nucleotides long. RefSeq lists its product as uncharacterized. The annotation marks the transcript as partial. The record is from RefSeq and is a predicted model, not a curated record. NCBI's taxonomy places the organism in Eukaryota, Metazoa, Arthropoda, Insecta, Lepidoptera, Cosmopterigidae. The transcript has 3 exons.
GUUUGAUCUUCUUGGAGGCAAAAGCGGUGUGACGUUCGCCAGUGAUCUGCACGUUACCGGUGAAGUUAUCCUUACCAUGGCGGCAAGAAUGGAACCAUUAUCAGCUUUUAUAACAAUGGAUAUUCAAAAUGUUGAAAGCAACAUCACUUACGUGCCAUCGGGGGAACGACGGUUUGACAAUGAUGAUUACAUCUUGAUUGGCCCAGAGCGGAUAAUCGUCAGAAAUAAUCGUAUACCAACAUAUUUUGUUCAACCGAAUUCCAAUGAUGCUUUCAUCAUAGACCAAUUCCUGAACAGCAGACCUUCAAUCCUCGACCACUUGACAAAUGAAAUCACAGCAGCAUUAAUGCACAAUAUUGUGGAUAAUUUCAGACAGUUUGCCAACAAAAUACCUGUGAAAAAUUACUAUGAGUAUUUUUGAAUAAUAAUUUGUAAUGUAAAUGCCAAUAAAAAAUAAAUUUG